Messenger RNA from Fundulus heteroclitus (mummichog), 1553 nucleotides. It is a transcript of the gene taldo1, whose product is annotated as transaldolase 1. The transcript has 8 exons. Gene Ontology annotation, cellular component: intracellular anatomical structure; cytoplasm. The record is from RefSeq and is a predicted model, not a curated record. Gene Ontology annotation, biological process: pentose-phosphate shunt, non-oxidative branch; carbohydrate metabolic process; pentose-phosphate shunt. The coding region runs from base 92 to 1108 and encodes 338 amino acids. Lineage: Eukaryota; Metazoa; Chordata; Actinopteri; Cyprinodontiformes; Fundulidae. Gene Ontology annotation, molecular function: transaldolase activity.
CGCUCCUGCCUCCUCGACGUUUCAUCGCGCGUGACAGCGGGUACCUCUCACGUGUUUUCUGUGUAUAAAAGGGUCCCUGUCUCCGCUCAUCAUGUCUAGCAGCUCACCGGACAAACGCAGAAAGAUGGAGUCGGCCCUCGCCCAGCUGAAGAAGCUCACCGUGGUGGUGGCGGACACGGGAGACUUUAACGCUAUUGAUGAGUAUAAACCUCAGGAUGCAACCACUAAUCCAUCUCUGAUCCUGGCUGCUGCCAAGAUGCCAGCCUACCAGCACCUUGUGGAUCAGGCCAUUAAAUAUGGCAUUGCUAAAGGAGGAACGGAAGAGGAGCAGGUAGCCAACACCAUGGACAAGCUGUUUGUGAGUUUUGGGCUAGAGAUCCUGAAGAAGGUCCCAGGCAGAGUCUCUACAGAGGUGGAUGCCAGGUUGUCUUUCGAUAAAGAGGAGAUGCUGGCAAAAGCUUUGAAGCUCAUUGCUCUAUAUGAAGAGGCGGGUAUCAGCAAGGAGCGCGUGCUCAUCAAGCUGUCUUCAACAUGGGAGGGAAUCCAGGCUGGCAAGGAGCUUGAGGAGAAGCACGGCGUUCACUGCAACAUGACGCUGCUGUUCUCCUUCGCUCAGGCGGUGGCCUGCGCCGAAGCAAAGGUGACGCUCAUCUCGCCCUUCGUUGGACGCAUCCUGGACUGGUACAAGGAGAAUACGGAUCGCAAAAGCUUUGAGCCACACGAAGACCCAGGUGUGGUUAGUGUGACCAAGAUUUACAACUACUACAAGAAGUUUGGCUACAGCACUGUUGUGAUGGGGGCGUCCUUCAGAAACACGGGGGAAGUGAAGGCCCUGGCUGGCUGUGACCUGCUGACCAUCUCCCCUGGACUGCUGGCAGAACUGAGCCAGGAUCACAGCGCCGUCACUGCCAUGCUCAGUGCAGAAAAAUCCAAGGCGUGCGAUCUGGAGAAGAUCCACCUGGAUGAGAAGGCUUUCCGCUGGCAGCACAACGAGGACCGGAUGGCUGUGGAGAAAUUGUCCGACGGCAUCCGCAAGUUUGCUGCAGAUGCCGUCAAGCUGGAGGCAAUGAUUAAAGAGAAAAUGCUCAGCGUGAAAAACGGCCAGUAAUGGAUGGAUCUGGUGUCCCCAGCUGCAGUCGAUGAUCAAAGUCCGAAGAGGGUGCCCUCCUCGUCCGCCGAUGCCCAGGAGACGUUCCAGGUGCCGGAGGAGCCUCCUCUGCCUUCUGCUCCAACUCCAGGGACCAAUCUCCUUAAUAAACACCGCUCCUCUCUGAGGGUGGGCCGGUUUUUCUGACCAAAUAGAAUAAUUCUUCAGUGGGUGUUUAAUGGAAAAAUGGUUUAUUUAAUUUGAAAAAAAGUAAUUUAAUUUGAAGAACAAAUUUCUUAGGUUUGGAUCAUUUCAUUACUUGAAAGGACUAUAUAACCAUUUUUGGUAGUAUAAGAACACAAUGUUGUUGUUUUUUUAUCAACUCAGAUAUUUGCUCUAAACUAUGUCUUUAAAAGCUCAUCGUUCCUUUAUGUCUGCAAACAAUAAAGUUCACUUUGGAUGAAAA